UAUUCAAGAAUAUUUCAACUUCUAAGUUAUAUGUUGUAAAUUGAAAAUUAUAAUAUCCAUCAGAUCUAAAAUUUCAACCUAGCAGCCAAUCAUUACAAUACACAAGAGAAAACUAUCCUUCUUCAUUAAUAUAUGGAUUAGCACCUAGCAAUCGCCACUUUGAUUCCUUCAACCCCCUCUUCUUCUUCUUCUUCUUCUUCUUCUUCUCCUAUGAAUAUUAUUACAACUAUCGCGCAUUCGAACAGAUUCUUCCCUAUUCUUCAGAACAUAGCAUAAAAACAGAGCUUCUUCCCCGUGAUCUAGGGUUUUCCGUUCGUUGCUUCGUCGUUACAUUGACAACGGCAGGAAGCGCGAUGCCGGAUAUGGAAGGGGCGGUGUCAAUGAGUGACGUGGCGGCUUUUCAACCGGAGGCCCUCCAGCUCCCGGAGUUGUCACCAUUGGCCUUGAAGGCUAAUCCUUUCCUCGCCGAGCAACUCUUCUCCCAAUGGCUUUCCCUUCCUGAUACUUCUCGAUUGGUCAAAUCCUUACUUUCUGCGGCUAAGACUGGGGAGCCUUUGAAUGCGGUUGGCAAUUCAAGUAGCACCAAUGCUGGUUCUGGCAGCCCAAUACCGUCCAUGUUUCCUUCUGGCUGCACUCCCCCACUUUCGCCUCGUAGCAUCUCGGGCUCACCACGUACUGUGAAACAGAGAGCUGGUCCUUCCUCUUUAAGCUCUCCACUGAAAGUCAUCAGUGAGCCAGUGCGAGAAGUCAUCCCUCAGUUUUACUUUAAAAAUGGACGGCUGCCCCCAGAUGAGACGAGAGAGCGUUGCUUGUUUGAUGUUGAUCAACAUUUUUACGAUCACAUGGAUGGGUUGCAACAAAAUGAGUUUAAGACUGUUGCAAAGGAUAUCUGCAAGCUCCCGUCUUUUUUCUCAACCAUAUUGUUUAGAAGAAUUGAUGUCAAUAGUGUUGGUAUUAUCACAAGGGAUCAAUUUAUUGACUAUUGGGUUAAAGGAAACUUCUUGACGAUGGACUUAGCAACUCAAAUCUACACCAUUCUCAAGCAACCAGAUCGUGGAUACCUUACUCAGGAGGAUUUCAGACCUAUUUUACGAGAAAUUUUGGCUACUCAUCCGGGGUUGGAAUUUUUGCAGAGUACUCCAGAAUUUCAAGAGAGAUAUGCUGAAACGGUCAUAUACAGAAUAUUUCACUAUGUAAAUAGAUCAGGAACUGGUCGUCUCACCCUCAAGGAGCUGAAGCGUUCAAACUUGGUGGCUGCAAUGCAUCAAGUGGACGAGGAAGAAGAUAUUAACAAAGUUUUAAGGUACUUCUCUUAUGAGCACUUCUAUGUGAUAUACUGCAAAUUCUGGGAGCUCGACACAGAUCAUGAUUUCUUAAUUGACAAAGAGAACCUUAUUCGAUAUGGCAACCAUGCUCUUACAUACAGAAUUGUUGAUAGAGUAUUUUCUCAGGUCGCCCGGAAAUUUAGAAGCAAAGUUGAAGGCAAGAUGGGUUAUGAAGAUUUUGUCUACUUCAUACUCUCUGAGGAGGAUAAGUCUUCUGAACCUGGCAUCGAGUUCUGGUUUAAUUGCAUUGAUCUGGAUGGGAAUGGCGUCCUCACUUCCAACGAAAUGCAGUUCUUCUAUGAAGAACAAUUGCAUCGAAUGGAGUGCAUGGCACAAGAACCAGUCCCUUUUGAGGACAUAUUGUGCCAGAUUAUUGAUAUGAUUGGUCCAGAGACCGAGGGUCUUGUCACAUUGCGUGACAUGAAACGGACCAAACUUGCUGGGCACGUGUUCAACAUUCUUUUCAAUCUCAAUAAGUUCAUCGCCUUUGAAAGCCGGGACCCUUUCCUAAUUCGUCAGGAACGAGAGAAUCCGACAUUGACAGAGUGGGAUCGUUUUGCACAUAGAGAGUAUAUAAGGCUUUCAAUGGAAGACGAUGCAGAAGAUGUGUCAAAUGGAAGUGGAGAUGUGUGGGAUGAAUCACUUGAGGCUCCCUUCUGAACGCUCCCUGUAGCACUAACUACACAUUUAAGCCGUGGAUUGCUUUGCAUAAGUUGAACAAUGGUGGAAGAAGAUUUGGUACUGCCGUACUGCUCACAUAUUCCACAAUGCUCUUUGUUUAUUCUUUUCAUAUUUACUCACUCACUCUCUCUCUCUCUCUCUAUCUCGAUCUCGAUUUUCCCCUUAUUCUUAUUACAGCUGAAAUUACAAACAGAAGAAUAGGUAUCUUUUCUAUUUAUGUUCGGACGUUAAAAUAGUGUUAGCAAAACUUCAGAAUUCAGGAGUCAAAUAUUCUGAAUUUGUCAUUGAUCUUUAACUCUAGAUAUUCUUACAUGUUUACCUUUAGUUUGUCGUCUUCAAGAUUGUUGUAUUUUGGGUUAUCCUAUGUAUUAGAACUAGUAUUGUGACCGGCCCGUUGACUGGUUGGUGGCCUUUCGGUCGAUUCUAUAGAAAGUUGAUUUUCUUGGGUAAAUAUAAUUUAUUAG
This is a messenger RNA of Linum tenue, 2470 nucleotides long. The record is from the annotation of a GenBank genome assembly. NCBI's taxonomy places the organism in Eukaryota, Viridiplantae, Streptophyta, Magnoliopsida, Malpighiales, Linaceae.